Molecule: messenger RNA, 2158 nt
Organism: Helicoverpa zea (corn earworm)
Lineage: Eukaryota; Metazoa; Arthropoda; Insecta; Lepidoptera; Noctuidae
Product: charged multivesicular body protein 7
Exons: 11
Coding region: 136-1968 (610 amino acids)
Biological process (GO): late endosome to vacuole transport via multivesicular body sorting pathway; vesicle budding from membrane
Cellular component (GO): multivesicular body
Source: RefSeq, a predicted model, not a curated record
GCUGAUCAAACGUCAAAAUUUUUCGCACGCCAUCCAUUGUGUGCGGAAGUCACCCAUUUUUUUAAAUCACAAAAAUCACAGGUUUUCAACAACAAAAUCAAAGUAUAACCGUCAACAUAGAUUUGUUAAACAAUAAUGGGUCUACCAGGUUGUGGAAUACCGGAGGCUGACCUCCCGCAGUGCUGGACUGACGACGUUCGUAUGAACGCUUUAUUCGCUCCGUUUCGUAUUAAAGCUGCGAACCCUGAAUCUUGGGAUAUGAAGAUGAAAUUCUGGUCUGACAUGCUGCGGCAGUGGUGCAGGAGUAGGAAGGAUCCUAUAGUAUCGGCUGCUGACGCUAAGACAGCGUUUAAUCGGAAAGGGCGAACCCCAGCAUGCUUGGACAUAGUCGUCGAAGAAUUGUAUCGCAACGGAGACCUCUGCCCCCUAUCAAAAUACCAGCAGAUCCUUCACAACGGACCAGAAGGUUGGGUGAAGUGGGGUGCCCGGCUGGCGUUCAGGCCGGCAGCCUUCGCGCUGACAGCGGUGGCGUCGCUCAUGCCGGCGCGACAGACUGUGGACAACGACGGCCUGCCCAGAGCCAGCAUCGAGGCUACGCAGCGGUUUGUGCUGGAGAGCGCUGUUAAAGAGCAAGCAACAGAAUUCCUUCAAAAAUAUCCCCCCGGUGUAGAACGUAUGGGUACCAUCGAAGAGCUGAUGAGGAACACAGACUGGGCACACGGCAGGGAGACGUUUGAGCUGAUACUCGGGUACCUGGUUGCUCAGGGAGCUGCUGUUAAGAAGGGGGAUGUCGUUAAAUUGGCGGAACCCGACAAGAAAGUAUCCCCAGUGACGGAAACAGACGAGGCUCUCGUCAAGCUGAUGUGCGCGGAGACGCGGCUGGAGGGCGAAGCCCUGCGCCUGGCGCGGGACGCGGCGGCCGCGCAGGCCGAUGCUAAAGCCGCGCUUACUGUGGGGAAUAAGUUGGCUGCCAAGAACCAUCUCCGUCGCAAACACAAGACAGCACAACGUCUAGAGCGUUGCAACGCGGCGCUAGAGAACGUGCAACAGUUGCUGCAGCAGAUGAGAGACGUGCACGUUAACGCUGCUAUUGUGCAUACUUACAGAUCCAGUUCAGAUGCAAUGAAGAAAAAUUUGAAAGAAAAUGGUAUGGAGGAAGACGCUGUCCAUGAUACCAUGGAUGAUUUGAAAGAGGUAAUGGAGCAAUACGGUGAAGUAGAAAAAGCCCUGGGCACCAACAUAGAAGAUUUCGACGCAGCCGAGCUGGAGGAGGAGUUGCAGGAACUCCUGGCCGGCCCCGGGGGGACCGGUGGAACUCCUGGCAAGGAGGAGAAGAAAGAAGCCCCCAAGCUGCCAGUAACCCCGUCUCCUGCCCCCGGACGCAAGAUAUCGGAGCGCGAGUUCGUGUUCGACGGCGAGGCUCGCAUGCUGGCCGAACUAGAACUGCUGGAUGAUGACGACGCCAGGCAGGCUGAUGAUGCACCAGCACAAAAAUCCAAACCAGUAGCGAUCGCGGAAACAGUCCCGACCCCCGCCGUUACAAAGCCGAAACCUUCUCAGCCUUGGUACCCGGCCGCGGGAGAAGGUGUCCGCAGUAACGCGUGGUCAGCCAACAACAAUGUGGAUAUCGCGAGCUUCGGUGAACUUAGGCAGGACGAUAGGCUGCAUCCUGGCCAACAACUGAACGUGGACUUCACCCGUCCACCCCGACUUUACAACAGCGACUUCCAAGUGCAGGACCACAAGCUGUCCGGCGGCGUCUGGCUGUACAGCAGGGAUAGCAACAGCAAUGUGGACACCAGCACUGACUACUUCAGUGCCGAAAGUCCAACAAAGUCGACGACCGCCACCGGCUUCCAAAUGGCCCCCGGUGGCGAAAGACGGAAGUCUACGACUGAACCCACUUCUAAAGACUCCGUUGACGAACUACAGAGGAGGCUGGACAACCUUAGAGGUUUUAACUUAUAAUAUUAGAUUUUCUUUUUAAUAUUUAAGGUCAUUUUGUUAUAAUUCUUUGUCAAAAAUGUAGUCUACAAAGUUCUGCCAGUGGUUUUGUGACUAAAACAAUAUCCUAUGUACGUUUUCCCGGGUCUAAACUCCCUAUCUCCCCUCUUUUCAGCUGAAAUGGUUCAGCCAUUCUUAAGUUUUUACAGCCAGU